AUGUUUGGUGAUCCCGGCCAAGAGACCGUCUCCCAGCGUGGAACUCCCGGCGCGAUCGCCGGCCGUCCCAAAUGGUCCGCAGAUGAAGAUUCUGAAAUAGUGCGACUCCGCCGGGCUGGUGCUAAGUGGUCAGAGAUCAGUAAAUCGCUGCCCGGCCGGAGUGCCAUCAGCUGCAGAUUGCACUACCGGAACUACCUUGAGAAGCCGAGUAAAUUGGACGAAAACGAAAAGGUUAAGUUCGCGACGUUGUACCAAAAGUACGUCGAGAGACAUUACACCGAGCCUUGA
Exophiala aquamarina CBS 119918 is the source of this 288-nucleotide messenger RNA. RefSeq lists its product as uncharacterized. Bases 1 to 288 code for a protein of 95 amino acids. The transcript has a single exon. Lineage: Eukaryota; Fungi; Ascomycota; Eurotiomycetes; Chaetothyriales; Herpotrichiellaceae. The record is from RefSeq and is a predicted model, not a curated record.